GGGUGUAGGGAGGGAACUUCUUGGCGUGCCCGGUUCUUCCGAGCAGUAGUGGAGGGUUAUCAAGUGUAAUGAUCAGGUUGUUGCUGGAGUUCAUCUAAAAGUUACUUUCCCAUGCAGGGGAGGGGUGAGCCCUCAGGAGCAUUAAGUUUUUGUCCAAACCUAACACUCCCCACUACCCCUGGGCCCAUCAGAACCUUAUUUCUUAUAUAUCAGCCCCUUGGGUACCUAUCACCCGCUUCUCAGGAGGCUGAUGGGAGGAUAGGGCCCCUAGGCCCCUAGAAAGCUUAGAGACAGCCCCCAAAUGACCCUCGUUUGUCCCUUUCUCAAGUCCUGAGAGCUGCAAUCACAGUCACAGCAGCUCCUGCCACACCGUGGCCACACCGCUGCUAGUGACAGUCAUGAGGCCGGCACUCCUCCCCUGUCAUCCGCUGCACACACAGGCCCACGUGCGUCCCCAGGCGCCCAGGCGCCUGAAUCACUGCUGACGGCUUGGGACCUGGUGGCGUGGGCUCCUGGGGAUCCAUUGGGGAAGGGAGGAGGUGGCCACGUCACCUCAGAGAAAACACCUGUGGCCAUAAAUAGGCAGCCAGUGAAGGCAGCACAGCACAGCCUGCACAGCAGCACCACGCUGUACCCACCUGUGCCAGGAUGCCCGACGCCAUGCUGCCCGCCUGCUUCCUCAGCCUGCUGGCUUUCACCUCUGCCUGCUACUUCCAGAACUGCCCGAGAGGUGGCAAGAGGGCCAUAUCCGACCUGGAGCUGAGACAGUGCCUCCCCUGCGGCCCCGGGGACAAGGGCCACUGCUUCGGGCCCAGCAUCUGCUGCGGGGACGAGCUGGGCUGCUUCGUGGGCACGGCCGAGGCGCUGCGCUGCCAGGAGGAGACCUACCUGCCGUCGCCCUGCCAGUCGGGCCAGGGGCCCU
Messenger RNA from Miniopterus natalensis, 922 nucleotides. NCBI's taxonomy places the organism in Eukaryota, Metazoa, Chordata, Mammalia, Chiroptera, Miniopteridae. The record is from RefSeq and is a predicted model, not a curated record.